CUUUGUCACUGUUCCGGUCCACACGCAUUUUCUCAUUUGUUGCUGUUCGUCACUGCUGCUAUAGUGGCACCAUGAGCAACAUCUCCCACAUCCCCGGGGGCGUCGGCAUAACCUCAGCCCUCAUCGCUAAUACUACCACGCCCUUCCCCUUGACCAUGGCCAAACCCGGGAAGGGACAGCAACACGGAGCCACAGACGAGGCGUGGAUCAAAGAGAUGAAGAUGAUAAGCUACCUAGUGUUGAUGCCGGUGGUAGUGGUACUGGGAGUGACCAUCAACGCUUUCGGCCUCUACCUUCUCCGCAGACCACGGAUUCGGUCCCUGCAAUGCACCAUGAACAUGGAGUUGCUCUUCGGCCUGAACGUGGCCAUCCUUUUGGUCAGCAUCGGCAGCAUCAUCACUAUCGACGGGUGUGAGCUACAGUCCUACGCCUUGGCGCUCUACUUCGCCCAUCCCUGCUUCACGGCAUUCUACGUGAUGCAGCUCUUCUCCCAUUACAUCGUAGUGUGGCUGUGCUGCGAUCGCUUCCUGGCGCUGUGGUGUUUCAAACUGUUCCGGCAAAUGCAGCAACCACGAGUCAUGAGGCUUCGCUUGAUUUUAACCGGUUUGUUAUGUGUCGGAUUGCAACUGCAGUACUUCCUGAAAGUGGAGGUGUUGUGUAUAUCUGUAAGCGACGAGGGUGUGGUGGUCACCAACAACACACAGAGGUGCGAGGAAGGCUACUGGUUCCUGCAUAACAUCUAUCAGGAGACGGAGGACGGUGACACAGGACGUAAUAUAAUGAUGAUGUCAAUCAUCGCGCUGGGCCUGAUUGUGCCUGUGGUGCUGGUGCUGGUGUUCAGUGUGGGCAUCGUGGUGGGCAUGGUGCACCACCGCAUACAAAAUAUCGCCGCCACCACUCACACGCUUCACCAAGCCUACUCUGCCAUCUACAUAACUUUGGCUCUCGCACUCGUCUUCUUCAUCAACAUCAUGCUCACUGUCGUUUAUGCCAUCAUAUAUACCGAAAAUAUCACGAGCUGCUACGAGUCCUCCAGCAAGGAAGUGUUCCGUGCAGCAACACACCUUCUUGUGUUGGCAGAACACCUCACCCUCACCCUCUUCCUGGCCAUCAAUCAGACCAUCCGUUACGAACUGAGGACGCUGCUUCACGCCAUUAAGGGCCGUCUCUACAAUGCUUUGAACUGCCUGACUCUGACUGUUUGUCCUUCACGCCGGACGCGCUCUGCCACGCUCAAUACAAACGCUGUAACGGUUUACCAUAACGACAAUGAGGAAGGUCCACAUGUUCUCCCAUCUGGUGGUGACACCAUUCGAGAAGCUCCCUGAUACAGGGAUGACUGGCAGAAUUUUGAAAAUAAUUUUGCACUAAUAGUAGGACUAGUAGCACUACCAGGAGAAGGCAUUAGAUACCUGCCGAAAUGAUAAUUACUCCCUGUGAGGUCUAAAGCACUGGAUCACGGGGUGCUGUGAACUUAUCAUUAAGUCCAGCUGUGACCUCACUGAAAGUUCCUCUUUGUCUCACAACACAAGGAGGUAGUCACAGCCUGCCCUCUAAAGACAACUCUUUUUCCUUCACACAAAACUACAAACACCUAAUUACACACACACCCUCCACUCAAAAUUUAAAAUUAUCAUGGCGACUCCUACACCAGCCUCGUACUUCCCAUCUGGGGAGGGGACCACAAAUGUCCCCAGGUCGAACUGCUCUUCUGGUAUCUACCCUAAGUGUCUUGACACCCCCACCACUUUCUCUUCAUUAACUUCUGCAACAUUCCCUGUCUUAGAUCUAAUUUUCAAUUCGCAGAACACCACUUCUCCUCUAAUAAACCUCAUCUUCUUUUCCUCACUGAAACACAGGUGUCUGAGGCAACUGACAGUAGCCCCUUUUCUGUUCCCUCCUACUUUCUCUAUCCUCAUUUUCAAUCCAAAACUGGAUGUUGUGUCUAUGUGUGCUUUCGUGCCCACGCUCUUAAAUCUUCUGAGUUUUCCACCAUCUGGCUACGACUACAGAGUCACUCUCAAACUAAAUUUAUCAGUGCUGUAUACCUUUCAUCUAACCCCUCUGACUAUAAGAAAUUCUUUGACUACUUAACUUUCAAAGUGGAGCACAUUCUGACUCUCUUCCUUUUUACAGAGAUCUCCAUUCAUGGAGACUUCAGUGUUCACCACCAGCUUUGGCUUUCCUCUCCCUUCACUGACUAUCCUGGUGAACUAGCCUUUAACUUUGCUAUCCUCCACGUCCUAGAGCAAUUGGUGCAACACCCUACUCGUAUUCCUGACCGUCUUGGAGAUACACUUUCAUUCUUGACCUUUUUCUAACCUCUAAUCCUUCUGCUUAUGCUAUUACCCUUUCUUCUCUGUUGUGCUCCUCCAAUCACAAUCUCAUAUCUGUAUCUUGUCCUAUCGCUACAAUCCCUACUCAGGAUCCCCCUGAGCGGAGGUGCCUCUGGCGUUUUGCCUCUGUUAGUUGGGAGGAUAUGAGGAGGCAUUUUGCUGAUUUUCCUUACUGCUUCUGAGUCAAAGACCAUCUCUGUGUGGCGAAGGCAUAACAGAGGUGUCUGGCAUGGAGGCGUACAUUCUUCACUCUUUUUCUCGACCUAAACCUUCCAAACCUUGAUUUAACACAGCCUGUUCUCGUGCUAUACAUGGUAGAGAGGUGGCCCACAAAAGCUACUUAAGUCUUCCAUCACUAGAAUCUCAUGCGCUUUAUAUUUCUACCCGGAUUCAUGCCAAGUCUGUUCUCCAACUAGCCAAAAACUCCUUCACCGAUAGAAAGUGUACAAAUCUUUCAAGAUCUAACUCUCCUCGUGACUUCUGGCACCUAGUCAAAAAACACUUCUAAUAACUUUGCUUCUUAUUCUUUCCCUCAUUUAUUUUAACCAGAUGGCACCACGGCUAUCACAUCUAUCUCUAAAGCUGAACUCUUAGCUCAGAACUUUGCUAAAAACUACCUUGGAUGAUUUAGGGCUUGUUCCUCCCUCUCCCCUACCCUCUGAUUACUUCAUGCUACCUAUUAAAAUUCUUCGCAAUGAUGUUUUCUUGUCCUAUCGCUCCAAUCCCUACUCAGGAUCCCUCUGAGCGGAGGUGCCUCUGGCGUUUUGCCUCUGCUGCUGGAGGGAUAUGAGCAUACCCUUGCUUAUGGACCUGAUGAGGUCCUUCCUAUUGUUCCCCGAAACUGUGCCUCCGUGCUUGCCUUGUCUAGUUAAACUCUUUCAACUCUGUCUGUCAACAUCUACUUUUCCUUCUUGCUGGAAGUUUGCCUACAUUCAGCCUGUUCCUAAAAAGGGUGACCGUUCUAAUUCCUUAAACUACGGUCCUAUUGCUUUGAUUUCCUGCCUAUCUAAAGUUUUUUAAUCUAUCCUCAACAGGAAGAUUCUUAAACACCUAUCACUUCUAUAUGUACCUUGGAUGAUCCAGGGCUUGUUCCUUCCUCUCUUUCACCCUCCAACUACUUCAUGCUACUCAUUAAAAUCUUUAACAGAGAUGUUUUUUCAUGUUUUUUGCUGGUCUAAACCCUCGGAAAGCUUAUGGAACUCUUUCAACUCUGUCUAUCAACAUCUACCUCUCCUUCUUACUUGAAGUUUGCCAACAUUCACCCUCUUCCUAAAAAAAGGAUGACCGUUCUAAUCCAUCGAAGUAUUGUCCUAUUGCUUUGAUUUCCUACCUAUCUAAAGUUUUGAAUCUAUCCUCAACAAGAAAAUUCUUAAACAUCUAUCACUUCACAACUUUCUAUAUGGUCUCUAGUAUCGGUUCCGUCAAGGCCGCUCUACUGACUUCCCUUACUGAGUCUUGGUCAUCCUCUUUUAGAGAUUUUGGUGAAGCUUUUGCUGUUGCCUUAAACAUACUAAAACCUUUCGAUAGAGCCUGGCAUAAGGCUUUGAUUUGCAGACUACCCUCUUCCAGCUUCUAUUCUUCUCUCUGUAACUUCAUCUCAAGUUUCCUUUCUGACUGUUCUAUUGCUGCUGUGGUAGACUGCCAUUGUUCUUCUCCUAAAUCUAUUAACAGUGGUGUUCCUAAGGGUUCUGUCCUGUCACCCACUCUCUUCCUAGUAUUCAUCAAUGAUCUUCUAAACCAAAUUUCUUGUCCGAUCCACUCCUACGCUGAUGAUACCACCCUGCACUUUUCCACGUCUCUUCGUAGACGUCCAACCCUUCAGGAAGUAAACAGUUCAUGCAGAGAAGCCACAGAACACCUGACUUCUGAUUUCUCUAAAAUUUCUGAUUGGGCAGAGCAAACUUAGUAUUGUUCAAUAUCUCAAAAACUGAAUUCCUCCAUCUAUGAACUCAACACAACCUUCCACACAACUAACCCUCUUCAGUGACACUCAACUGUUCCCCUCCUCUACACUGAACAUCUUUUUACUUAUAAUCUAAACUGGAAACUUCACAUCUCAUCUCUAGCUAAAACAGCUUCUAUGAAGUUAGGUGUUCUGAGACGUCUCCGCCAGUUUUUCUUACCCUUCCAGCAGCUAAUUCUGUACAGGUGCCUUAUCCGUCCAUGUAUGAAGUAUGCUUCACAUGUCUGUGGGGUUCCACUCAUACCGCCCUUCUAGACAGGGUGGAAUCAAAAGCUUUUUGUUUCAUUAUUUCCUCUCCUCUAACUGACUGUCUUCAGCCUCUCUCUCAUCGCCGCAAUGUUACAUCUCUUGCUAUCUUCUACCGCUAUUUUAAUUUUAACUGCUCUUCUGAUCUUGCUAACUGCAUGCCUCCCCUUCUCCCGCGGCCUCGAUGCACAAGACUUUCCUCUUUCUCUCACUCCUAUUCUGUCCAUCUCCCUAAUGCAAGAAUUAACCAUUAUUCUCAAUCAUUCAUCCCUUUUUCUGGUAAACGCUGGAAUUCCCUGCCUGCUCUGUAUUUUCACCUUCCUAUGUCUUUAAUAUCUUAAAGAGGGAGGUUUUAAGACACUUAUCCUUCAAUUUGUGAUUGCCGCUUUGGACCCCAUUCAGGGACCGGCAUCUCAGUGGGUUUUUUUUUUUUUUUCUAAUUGCAUUUUUAUUGCCCUUGGCCGGUGUCCCUCCUACAUGAAAAAAAAAAAACUUUUACGAUAACACACACACACACACACACACACACACACACACACACACACACACACACACACACACACAUACACACACA
Molecule: messenger RNA, 5119 nt
Organism: Scylla paramamosain (green mud crab)
Lineage: Eukaryota; Metazoa; Arthropoda; Malacostraca; Decapoda; Portunidae
Exons: 3
Coding region: 72-1328 (418 amino acids)
Source: RefSeq, a predicted model, not a curated record